Molecule: messenger RNA, 2193 nt
Organism: Drosophila elegans
Lineage: Eukaryota; Metazoa; Arthropoda; Insecta; Diptera; Drosophilidae
Product: alpha-protein kinase 1
Exons: 1
Coding region: 1-1017 (338 amino acids)
Cellular component (GO): cytoplasm
Source: RefSeq, a predicted model, not a curated record
AUGCCGCAGUGGCUGGUGAUUGGAAUCUCGGGCGUCACCUGCGGCGGCAAGACGACGCUGGCCCACAGUCUGCACGAUUACUUCAAGGGUCUGAGUGGAGCGCCGCUGUGGAACUCGCCCUACACUAUUGGUGAAGUGCGUCUGAUCUCGCAGGACGACUACUUUCUGCCCGUGGACGACAAGCGGCAUCAGCGGAAUGAAGCGCUGAAUGUCAUCAAUUUCGAGCUGAUCACCUCGCUGGACAUGGCCAAAAUGCUGAACGACAUAGCGCACAUCAUCAAGGGGGUGGCGCCAGAGCCACCGGAGCAGCAGCUGGUUACCUACGCCAAUUUCGAGCACUAUGCCAUGCAGUUCCAGCAGCAGUAUCACUACAAUGCCAACUACUACAAGCAGGUCAAUGGCUAUCCACCGCCACAGCAGCAGCAGCAGCAGCCAAGGCUACACCACCAACACCAUCAUCAUAAUCACCACUCCCAGCAGCAGCAGCAUCAUCAUCAGCAGCAUCAGCAGCAGCAAAUCCACCAGCAACAGCAGCAGGCGAGGCACAUCAUGCGUAUCAAUGCCCAGAUAGCCGCCCAGCUGAGAGACAAAAAGAUCAACUUCCUCCUGGUCGAGGGAUUCAUGAUCUUCAAUCAGCCGGAGCUGCUGGCCCUGUGCAACCUCAAGUACCAUUUCCAUCUGCCCUACGAGAAGUGCUUCGAGCGGCGCAGCAAACGCACCUACGAUCCACCCGAUGUCACCGGCUACUUUGAGCUCUGCGUUUGGCCGCACUACGAGAAGAACUUCAGCGAGUAUCGGGAUUGCAAGGACAUCACAUUCCUCAACGGGGAGAUUGCCAAGGAGAAGAUCUUCAAGUUCGUGCUCCAGCGUAUUGUGCACUACUUCGAGGAGCGUUGCGAGGUCCCCACGCCAGCGCCACCCGCCGCCUGUCCACCGCAGCAAAAGCGCUUCGGAAUGCUCUACGUGGGUUCCAGCAAUAACAACGUGAUGCCCACGGCCUGUCCCAUGGAGCAGUAAAUUGUCCUUCUUUAAAGCACAGUGUACAAUAAAGGAAUAUUGUAUAUGUUAUUAGGAUGUUGAACGGUUCAAAAUUGUUUGAAUUGCUUCCCAGAUUGUACAUUAAGGCUUAGUUUUAAGCAAAUCUAAGGGUGGUUCGAUUUUUGAUUGACCUAAAAUAUCUAAAUUUACUUUGGUACUAUCUUCAUCGUUUUUGGAACUUAAGCUAGCAAAAUUUCACACAAAACAAAAGUAUUCCAUUUAAAAAGUUUUUUGAAACAUUUUGUAGGUUGAUUUUUGCUUUAAAAGUCGUUUUGUUAGAUAUAAAAUCCAUUUUAACCAACGUAAAGUUCAAAGAAAUUUGCAGUAUUUUUUAGAAAAUGUCUAGUUUGCCUAGCUUAGAAUUUGCUUAAAGUUUUCAGCAAACAAAAAUCAUUUAAUUCGAGCCUUGUGAGGAUUAAAAUCAGUUUUACAAUGUGAGCAUUAGUUCUGAAAUUGAUUUUAACCAGUAUUGUUUAGAAAAUAUUUUUUUUGCCCAACCUUAAGCUGCUUUCCGCAAGGAAUAGCAAAAUAAAAUGUCUUAAUUAGAUCUUUGUGACUAUUUAAAUAAAUUUUAGAAUGUGAGCAAUCGAUCUGAAGUCCAAAGAAAUUUCCAGUAUUGUUUAGUAAAUAUUUUUUGUGCCCAAACUACAAUUUGCUUACACCCUCUUUUGGCUAAUUUUUCGAAAACACAAAUCGACCCGCCCCUAGAAUAUAACUUUUAUUAGUUAGUCUUUAUUUUGUAUUAAGAUAGUUAUAGUUAUGGGUGACAUGGUCUGUCUCUCUUGUGGAGUAUGCACUUGUGACCAGAAAAACGUGUGAAAUGAAGAAACUCGGUUCAGGAAUUCAUAUUUAGCUGUGCUAACUAUUACACUUGUGUAUUGUUUUACUAUUACGUCAUGGAAUUUUGCAAAAACCCCACAAACGAGGCAUUUGGUGAGUGGGCCGUUUUUAUGGAGUCGAAAAGUUAUUGUACUAUAUAAUAGAUAUUUAUAUAUAUAUAUAUAUAUAUGCAUAUGCACAUGCACACCUUGUAAAUACCGUAUAGUGUAUAGUUACCAAGUUUAAACCUAGCUCUAAGACUAUGACCUAAUAGAAUUCUAUUUUUUCUUGUGCGAAACAAAACACACAUACGAAUAAACAGACAUUUAACCGAAA